AUGUUUUUCUCCCUAUCAACAGUGACUGUACUUGUACCACUAAUAUCUUUAACUGGAUUGUUUUACUCUGCAGCUGUGGAUGAGAAUUUCCCACAAGGCUGCACGAGCGCCAGCAGCAUCUGUUUUUACAGUUUGCUUUUGCCCGUAACUAUUCCUGUGUACGUGUUUUUUCACCUUUGGAAGUGGAUGGGAAUCAAAUUAUUUAGACACAAUUGAUUUCCCUCCACCUUUUAAUUAUGAACAAAGCUUGUUUGAAAACAACAGACACUGAAGAUCUAUUCAAGAACAUUUAACUUGAAGCAAACGCUGAGGUGAACGAUGGUAAAUACAGAAUAAAACUGCAAAUGUUAAA
Messenger RNA from Danio aesculapii, 352 nucleotides. Its product is annotated as phosphatidylinositol N-acetylglucosaminyltransferase subunit Y. The record is from RefSeq and is a predicted model, not a curated record. Lineage: Eukaryota; Metazoa; Chordata; Actinopteri; Cypriniformes; Danionidae. Bases 1 to 216 code for a protein of 71 amino acids. The transcript has a single exon.